AUGUUCUCUGCCUAUACAUAUCUGAUGGGUGAAUGAAAGUGAUGGGUUUUUCUUCUCACAGUUGGGAAGAAAGAUGGGUCUAGAGAACUUGGUUCUUGACUUCAACAGCUACGAAGGUCCCAUUUAUAAAACUCAUGCUUUCUACAUGCUCAAAUGUGGCUGUUCUUGGUCUGGACCAUUGGCAGCCCAUGCCCAGCACUUUUCAAGAGGAUAAAGGCUAUUACCUGUGUAGCUUUGGAAUGGAAUGGAGAACUAUGUUAGGAAAUAUCAAGGAGGCAAAAGUGUGUCUGACUUCAUUUGCCGUUUCACUUAAUUCUAUUCGGGGAAACUAAAUUGUUGGUUUAAUAAUACAGUAUAUUUUAGUAAUUGAAUACUUGAAGAGGAAAUCCUGUUGUCCCUCCAAAGGCACCUUAAUGAUGCAAAGUUUUCAGGGGCUUGUUGAUCUUGCUUCUUUUAAACUAUAGACUAAGAUUAAUUGGUCCUAGAAACAUCAUGUUGGUAUGUUGUAUCCGGUUUAAUAUAAAUAUAAAAAUAAAUGUUUUAAAAAAUUCACCUAACCUUGAAAAAGAGGCAAGUUUAUGCUUGAAGAAGAGAUACUCAAUUAGUUCUCAUAAUUAACAGCAAUCCAACAAAAAUAAAAUUACGUUGCAAAAACUGGUUUGUAUGUGGGGGUUUUUCCAUUUUUGUACAUUUGCCAGCAGGAACUUUUAUGCAAGAGACUCUGAAGAAUCAGAGCAAGUUGUUACAGCGAGUGCCACACUUUAAACAUUUGAGGAGAAAAAGAGAGAUGCUAACAGUCUUUCCAGCGCAGGGUCAGCCCUUCUCCCUUGCGGUAGGUGAGAAACGCUCUGUAAUAAUCCUGGGUUUCUCCAUUGUUUUCUGUGGACACUGCCGCCAUGGGGAGUAUUUUUUUGAAAAAUCAUUACUAUUAUUUUAAAAUGCUCCCUAAGGAGACAGGAAGGUUUCUCUCUAGAAACCUGAAGAGCGACUCUUAUUAUUUCGCCCCCUUUGUAGCUCUAGGAUUCCGUGGCCCACGGAGCGGACGAGGAAGCCUCCCUUCUUAGGCAUGCGCGUUAACGAGAGAGCUCGGCAGAGAGUGGGCGGGGCCGCAGGUUUUAGUUUUCCGGAGUCGAACCCACGUGGAAUCGGGGCGGAGCGUCGGGCGCGGGCGGGCGGGCUCUCGAGUUGGAAUUCUGGCGGGAGCGCGACGCGGAGAAAGACGAAGAAGGCCGAAGGUCGGUCGGGCGGUGCCGGAUUCCCGCGGGAGCGAAGGAGGUCGGGAGCCUCGAGGGCCGGGUCAGCUGCGCACCGGCGAGCGAGGGGCAGCCUCGGAGGGAAAAGAACAAAUCUACACCACCAGGUGCCAUAGAAAAGCAGUAGACAUAUCAAGAGAUCCAGCGCACCCUGGUCACCAUUUCUUUGAGCUCCUGCCAUCGGGAUGGAGAUAUAGAACAAUGCAAGCAAGAACGAGCCGUCUCAUGAACAGUUUCUUCUCUAGAGCAAUUUUGGCCUUAAAUGGGAAGUCUGAAUUUUGAAGUCAUCUUAUUUUACUUGUUAUAUUGUAUCGUAUUGCACUGUUUUAAUUAGGUUUUGUAGAAAUUUUGGAUUAUGUGGAUCUGAGUGGAAGUGGUAACAGUAAUUUCGUUGUUCCCACAAGGGGACAAUGACAAUAAAGAUUAUCUUAUCUAAUACUGUAUCUAUCAGGUCAGUAGCAGUAAUGCUUUUUGCCAUUGAGCAGCAUUCCUUCUGGAUCCAGAGGUUGGGUGACCAGCCGGCCCUAGGAUUUAGUUGAGAUUACUGCAUCUUAGGGGUUGGGCUAGAUGACCCUGGGAUCCCUUCCGGCUCAAGGAUUCUAUGAUCAGCUGGAAUAUUAAAGGCAAGGGGGGGGGGAAAUCACUGUCACAGCAGCCAACCAGAUUCCUAUUAUGGGAAACCUAGGAGCAGAUCCGAGCACAAGAGCAUCUCUCCCCUCUUGAGGUUUCCAGCAUUGCUGUGGAGGCAGCAGUACUUAAUCAUACUUUCUGGGUAUUGGACUGUUGGGGUGUAUUCUGCUGGAAAGGGUUAUCUUGGACCAGGGGUCCCCAGACUUACCUGGCCUUGGGCCAGUGCCUCGAGCGCGCACCCAUAUGCGAUUUCCGGCAUACUUCCAGGUCGCUGGGAGCAUCGGAAAUAGCUUGUGCACAUGCGCCAGCGUCAUUUCUGAUGCACUUCCGGGUUGACGGAACACCGGAAAUAAAUUGUGUGCAUGUGCAUGGCCUCCUCCAAGUCGGAAGUGCACAGGAAAUGACACUGGCGCAUGCGCACAAGCUAUUUCCAACGCUCCCGGCAACCUGGAAGUGGGCAGUCACACUGCGCCGAUAAGAGCGGGCAGCAGGGGUUGCCGGGGGGCGGAUAAAUGAGUCUUGCAGGCCGUAUGUGGCCCCCGGGCCAUAGUCUGGGGACACCUGUCUUGUACCAUGCAAGGCUGAUGAGAGCCCCAGCAGUUAUUGAUUAUAUACUCUCUUCUGCUUCUCCACUCAGGUGCUACAUGGCUUCUCUACCGCUUUGAAUAUUAGUGAUACAUUAACCUUCUGCUAGCCUUUUAAUUUUAUGGCGCUCCACAGAAAUUAGCUUCAUUUAUUAGACAUUACAUGUUUAUACAGUAUUGUUCUUAUGUGUCUCUAGGGUACGUGAAUUCUUCAGUUAAGUCUCUGCUGGAAAAAAUAUGGAUGGUGAUGAUAACUUGGACCUGCUAGCCUCCCUGUUAGAAGAGAAUGAGGCAGCUAUGGGACUGGAGUGUGAGGAGAAUGGUGUUAAUGUGGCUGCAGAUGGAGAGCCAGAUGAUUAUAAUGAGCUGUUUGAUGCAGAAGAUGAUGAAUCCUAUACUGAGGAAGUGGAAGCUGAUGAGGGAGAGUCCAGUAGCUGCAAAGAAAAUGUGUCUGAGUUGUUUGGAGAUGUGGGUGACCUGUCAGAGGAAGAGGAGGAGAAAACUCUGCAGGAAACAUCUCAUUCUCUAGCUGAAAAGGAGAAGACCAAUCAACAUCUGCAAGAUGAACUGAGGAAAUUGCGGGAGCAGAUGAAGACACUCCAGGAGCAACUGCAAAAGACAGCAAUAGGGCAGCCUGCUAACUUAGUCCCUAGCAAGAAAAGUUCUGGUGAGUCUCCUGCUGCCCCCUUAAAGCAAAGAAAGCUUCAUGAGUCACCUUGUUUCUCAGCCCAGCUGAGCUGUCCUGCGUUGACCCCGAACACAGGCCAGGGCCAGAAGCUGAAACCUACACAGUCAGAGAAUAAAAGACAUGCUUCAAAGCCAGCUUCAGGUUUGUCGCCUCAGCCUCUGAAGUCCGUAACUGGGAACAGACCUGAUUUGGGCCCCAGUCAGAGAUCCCAAGGGCCAAAGAAUGCCAGUGUGAAUAGUCAAGAAGUCUCCUUUGAAACUUUCUCUGGACUGAGGCUAAGAAAACCCCGGGUGUCCUCUGUUGAGAUGGAAAGAAAAAUGACAGGCCGAAAGUUUAUUCAGCUUUCUCAAUUGCAAGACAAGCUUGCUUCAUUAAACCUUGAGGAAACAGACUGGGUGACGUUUGGAGUCAUCAUAAAGAAAGUCACGCCUCAGAGCUCCAAUAACGGUAGAACCUUCAGCAUCUGGCGCUUGAAUGACCUGCGUAAUUUCAGCCGCUGUGUCUCAUUGUUUCUGUUUGGUGAUGUUCACAAAGAUCACUGGAAGACAGAGCAAGGCAUGGUCAUUGGACUACUCAAUGCUAAUCUCAUGAAACCGAGAGAAGGAUCAGACGAGGUGUGUGUGUCUGUCGAUCAUCCCCAGAAGAUCUUACUUCUGGGUGAGGCCAUGGACUUGGGAACCUGUAAAGCAAGGAAGAAAAAUGGUGAGCCCUGUGCACAGAUGGUUAACCUGAAUGAAUGUGAAUAUUGCCAGUAUCAUGUCCAGUCCCAGUACCGGCGGCUCAGUUCAAAGCGGGCGGACCUGCAGUCUACCUUCUCAAAUUCCCGAGCUCCAAAAAGGACAGCAAAGAAGAGCCUUGGCUUGAAAGAGAGGCUUUGUCAGGAGGGCUUUUACUAUGGCGGGGUUUCCUCAGCUGCUUAUGCAGCUUCAGCUGCAGCAGCUGCUGCUCCAAAGAAGAAAAUCCAAACAACUCUGUCCAGUUUGGUUGUAAGGGGAGUUGAUGCAAUUCUACAGGAGACCAAGCAGAAACUGGGUUUGCCAAAACAACCUUUGCCAUGUUCAGAGGAAUUCAAAGAACUAUUGUCAACGCCCUCUUUUGGAGCAAGGAACCUGAAUAAACACCUAGCCAAAGCCAGUGCACCAGUAUCUGUUGGGAAGCAAAAUCCAGCAUUCCAGUCCAUCUCUGCUUCAGCACUGAUUAAGCAACAGAAGCAGCAAAUGCUGGAAGCCAGGAAAAGGAAGUCUGAAGAGAUGCAGAAGAGGUUUCUUCAAAAUACAUGCCAUGCAACUGUGGCAGCAAUGCCACCUUCCUCAGGACCAGCGGUGCUGCGCUCUCCAACUCCCGGGGCAGAGUUUCCCAAAGCUGCCAAACUGUCAAGCCCCAAAACUCCUAGACUUGGCACAGGCUUCUCUGAAGGAGACGAUGUUCUCUUCUUCGAUAGUUUGCCUCCUUCGGUGCCCAAACUGAAUGGCUUGGCAGAAGCUAAAAAGAUGGCAGCUAUAAAGAAACUACGUGCAAAAGGCCGGAUCCUCGCCAAAGUGGACCCAAACAGCAUAAAAAGAAAACGAUCCAGUCUAGACAUUCCAGAGAUUUCUGAGAGAGCUGAGAAAAGCACCCCUCUCUCCCAAGAUGUUGAUGCAGCAGAACCUGCCAGAAAGAAACUAUGCCAGCAGCUUGCGUACUUGGAGUCUGAUGAAUUUCAAGAGAUCUUGAAUGCUAGAUCCAAACAUACGGGUGUCCUUAAGGAGUUUGAGGCUGAGCUGCAGGAACGCUAUUUUGAGCCCCUGGUGAAGAAGGAGCAAAUGGAAGAUAAAAUGCGGAGCAUCCGAGAAGUAAAAUGCCGUGUUGCAACGUGCAAAUCGUGCAAGUAUACCUAUUUCAAGCUCCUGGAUUCAUGUAAGGAACAAAACCAUGACUAUCACUGGCAUGAUGGUGUAAAACGAUUUUUCAAGUGUCAGUGUGGAAAUAGAGCCAUAUCUCUUGACAAGCUGCCCAAAAAACACUGCAGCAAUUGUGGUCUCUUUAAAUGGGAGCGUGAUGGAAUGCUCAAGGAGAAGAAAGGUCCCAAGAUUGGUGCGGAAACUCUUUUACCAAGAGGGGAAGAACAACCUCAAUUCCUCAACAGUAUGAAAUAGCUAUGAAAAGUUCUUUCUCUCCUUUACGCUUGCCUUUUGAAUUAAUAUCUCAUAUCUGGUAAGGUGCAAGUAGCUCUGCGUUUCAGAAUGAAUGAGGAGUUCCUUCUGAAAGACAUAGACUGAGUAUCCCCCAUCGAAUUCAGUGAGGUAGAUGUGGGUAGGAUUCAGCUCUAGAGACCCCCAGCCAUCUUUCCUUCAUGAAGUCUGAAUGAUCCUUUGCUUUGGGCUGUCUUUGCUCAGUCAUUCUUUAGGAUUUGCUUGUCACUUGAUGUCAGAAGAGAGAGCUAUUUUCUUAGACUGCGUGUUGUAUGUUUUCCAAGGAAUUAGAGGGUGCUUCUUUCAAACUGCAGUUUCUGCUAAUCUAACUGUAGCCAAAUUCAGCUGUAUUAUCUGACACUACCUCAGAAGUGCCACAAUAAAUAUUGACCAGGCUAGGCCCAGGUCUAGAGAGUGAUAUCAGCAUUAAAUAGCCCUUUUUCUUUCUAUAACUUACACCAACUGUGUGAUUGUUUAUAUAUUUGUAAUAUGCUCUCCACACUAAUGUAUUUUCCCAAAUACCCACCUAGAAUAAUUUUCCUAUUGAAGGGGAAAGUAGUUUGUGAUUUUUAAUGAGGCAAGUUGCCUUGUUUUUAUUGCCUUUGCUUUUAAAUCUGUUUUUAUCUAGCUUGAUGUUUAAAAAUUGUUCUGGAAUUUUUAAUUGGGUCUGGAAUCUUUUAUCAAUAGUUUAGAGGGUACGGGCUGUUUCAGACUGUGAACGGUCUGCUGCAAAAACAUGAUCUUCUGUUGAAGCAGUCAGAAAAACCUGUAUUUCUUCUCUCCAAAUGGCUAUAAGGUUUCUUAUUAAACACAGCAAGAAACAAUGGAAUCCCAAAAAUUAGAACAUACGGCUGUGUGAAAUGGAGCUAAAACCUCAUAAAACAAAGGGCUUUUUUUCUGAAUGUGUGCCAAGUUGGCUCUUCUGUCUUCCCUUGCGACAUUAUGUAGAGAGGUACUUUGAGAUGUGGCUUAGAAACGUUCUUAUCUAUUCACCAGUUUACCACCAAUUAAUUUGCUUCCCUUCAGUUGUGCCCAUAUGUACUGCGAAUAUCAAAAGUGUUUCCUUCAAUCACUAGUGUAUUUUGUUCAGUGAACCAGUGGGGUACAAUUUCUUGGCAUGUUAUUGUUACUGGAAUCUCUUGAAAACUGUAAAUAUCUUAACUGCAGUGCUGUGAUUGAAAAUGUCACCAGGUUGUAUUGGAGCCUUGUGUUUAUGCAGCAUUGUAAAAUGUACAGAGGGUGCCUAAACAGCCCAACAUAUAUUGUUUACAAUAAACACUCAUAAAAAUCUGUGUUGAGGUGCUUUGAGUUUCUUAUUUCCCCUCCCUCUUUCUUUUGGAAGUUUUGAACAAGGCAAAAUGACUUGCUUUGCCCUCAAGUACCAUGAUUGGCUGUCGGCUUUAGAAGACUGGGGUGGGAUUUUUUUUGUCUAUGGCUGAUAGUUUGACACUUAACUGUCCAAGAAUUUAAUAACAUCAUCCUUCUUAUCAUGCUUAAAAAUUGCAGCAAGUCUUCAGCAAGCGUGAAGAGGCGAAAGGAGGAAUGGCCCUGGUUUUAUGUUUUAUGGGCAAUAUACGUCAGCAGUCAUAAGGCAUUCACUGCUUAGAGGUGAUACCACAGCUGAAUGAUUUCAGCUGAGAAGUUUCCCACUAGCCUCAUUUUAUUGACUAUGUCAGAUCUCUUUUGGUGGAAUCUCUGAGCAAAUCUGAAAUCUGCAACACCAUCAUUAAAAAGGGCUUUCUCCAAGAUCCAACAUCAUCGUAAUUACAGUGAGGAGGCAUUAAGGCAACUGCUGGUUUGUGUCUAAUCUCAGGAGGAGGAAAGAAGACAGGCACCUAAGAUACAGAGAUGAAAAAGAGCCUCUUCCUAUACUUUACAAACCCAUUUUUAAAAAAACCUACUGAAUUAGCCCUGGGAGGUGGACGAUUUUAAAAUCGCUCUCCAGCUUGUCUAGUCAUGCACUUUGCAGGAUUCAGCACUAGCCAUUGAUUCUGAUUUUCUUCUUGUGGCUGCAGUUGCCUGAGGGGUGUUGCUGCAGAAGACAUUGGGAUUAAGAGGAUUUUGAGUGGAGAUCAUGAAAAACAAGGUACUGAGAUGAAUGGCAGGUGGAGAUCCUCAAGCCUG
Zootoca vivipara (common lizard) is the source of this 7450-nucleotide messenger RNA. It is a transcript of the gene MCM10, whose product is annotated as minichromosome maintenance 10 replication initiation factor. Gene Ontology annotation, biological process: DNA replication; DNA replication initiation. Gene Ontology annotation, cellular component: nuclear replication fork; nucleus. The record is from RefSeq and is a predicted model, not a curated record. NCBI's taxonomy places the organism in Eukaryota, Metazoa, Chordata, Lepidosauria, Squamata, Lacertidae. Gene Ontology annotation, molecular function: single-stranded DNA binding; DNA replication origin binding.